CGUAUGAUUUCACACUUUUGGGUUUGUGUGUGAUGUGACAUGUUUUCUGUAUUUGGUUUCUUAGAUUUAUGUCAUCUUUAAAUGUGUAUGUAUCUGGAGUUUCACACAGAAUGGAGUGAUUUCCAGUUCUGAUGUAUAUAUAAAAAGUAAAUUUAUAUUUAAAUGAAUUGUAUAUUUUACUUUAGUAUUAGUUAAAUGUUACACUUCACCUUUUUUUGCAGUAUCUGAACAGGCAUCUAUCUAUCUAUUGAAAUCAGUGUAUGUUUUUUUCUGCAUGCCGAAUAUAAAAGAAAAUCCAGAAGCUAGUUCACAGGUUAAGCGGCUGAAAAAAUAAUCCCAUUCUUCCAGAGGCCAUCGCUGGGACAUUUUCCCGCAAUAAAAGUGAGAGCAAGAGUUAAAAUUCCUCCACACCUGUCAUAGAUCCUCCAGCUGCCCUGCUUUCCCCUUCUAUGGUGACAAGCCUUUGAGCUGGACCUUUAACCUUUGAGACACACAGGCAGAAAUGAGAUGCAUUCUGAGUGAGCAUGAGGAAUUUCCUUUAGAAGAAACAGAACAAACAGCAGUCUUGCUGGGCUAGGAGUUGAGUGCUUCUGCCAUGGGUUUCUUUCACAUGUACAUGUUACAUUAGGAAAGGGGGAUGAGUAAAUAUCUGGCCAGCUCAGCUUUAUUUUAAAGUUCAGGAUAAUAAAGUUGCUUUCUAGAUUAUUUGCAUUGAGGCAACACUAUGAAUUUGAGAUGAGAGUUGCUUACCUGGUCCAUCUAGGGAUGUUGUUUUAAUGAGGUGUUUAUCAGUCACUAGAGGGCACUGUUGCCUCAUCAUUCAAGUUUGUUUACACUGACACGGAUUGCGAAAAUUAAAUUUUGAAUUGUUCAAAAACCCAGGCGAAUCCGUAGCAUAUUAUUCCAUUAGCCUUGACUGAAGUCUCAAGGGAAAAUUGCCCGAACUGAGUCACACUGAUAGUCCAUAAGCAUACGAAUCUUUUAAAGAUACUUUUCUGCCUUACAGUUGAUCUCAAACGUAUCAAACAUAUGCAAAUAAUCAAAUAAUUUGUAUAAAUAUAUUUUAUCAUAUUAUACUUGGUCUACAAUUGCAACGAAUUCAAUUGAAAUACAUUUUGUACUGUCAUAUAGCCUAUUAUAACUAUUUCUCACAAUGCAUUUAUCUCAGUCAUGAUUAUGAUAUUAUGAUUUACCAAAGAGCAGGUGUGUGUGUGUGUGUGUGUGUGUGGUGCCAGUAAGAGUCAGGACUGGCACUAGACUACAAACAGUGAUAAAAGCCGGACUGACCUCAGGUCUCCAGAACUCUGGCACUUUCCCAAGAAACACUCAAAGAGAGGAACAGCAUUGUGGAUACCAGUUUCUUUUGUGGACCUUCUGCAGACAAGUGAGUUUUUUUAGCCUUUCCUGAAAUGGACUUAUUUUGCAGCAGGGGUCUCUGCAAGGUUGGUGAACAAGUGAGGCGUUCUUUGACUGAAAGAAGGAAUGCCUUGUGUCAGACUAGGAGUGGUUGACAGAACAGGAAGGUAAGAAAGAGUGAGAGGGGGCGAGAGACAGUCACAGAGUUAGACGACUUUUGUCCUGUGCUGGGGAGGAGAAUCUGCUUUGUGUCUGUGAUGGUUGGGUUUGAGUGUGUGCCAGCAAGAACCUCACAGCAUCUCGCGACCAUCCUCAGGACUUUAUCCAUCUACAUAAUUUCAUCUCCAUGAGGAGCCAUGUGUUUGCCAUAAGAGGGUCUUGUUCCAUAGGCUGCCAGAAAGUUUGUAAAGGAUCCUCAUGUCCCGGAGCGAGUAAGUGAAAACACGCUGGUCAUGGAUAGUUUGAACCAAAACUUUACCAUUGGACAUCAGUCUCAUCAAGUGCUCCAGAGCACUCCACUGGAUUUGAUUGAGACUGGGAAAGCCCUGAAGGUCCAAGCAGAGCGCCCCCACUUGGUUAGUCUGGGAAGUGGCCGUCUCAGUACAGCCAUCACCCUCUUACCCCUGCCUGAAGGCAAGACCACUCUGGGUCAUGGAGGCAUGGACAUCAACAUCCAGGGCCCAGGGAUCGCAGCUCAGCACUGCUUUAUCGAAAACCAGGCAGGACUCAUCACGCUGCACCCCUGUGGAAACCAGUGUAGCAUGGACGGACUGCCGGUCACCAAACCUGUGCGCCUGUCUCAAGGCUGUAUGCUGUGUUUCGGCCAAUCCACCUUCUUCCGUUUCAACCACCCCGAGGAGGCUUUCCGAAUGAAAAGCAUGAUGCCUGAGGGAGGACAGACAGCUAGUGUGAAAAACCGGGCCCACACAGAUUCCGGGAACCUUGUCAAUGGGAACCACUCGUCAAGUGUGCCGAAAUCUCACUUGGUCUCCAACGAGAGAGUGCGCCCUGAGCACAGUGCCAUCGUCAGUUCCAUUGAGAAGGACCUUCAGGACAUUAUGGACUCAUUAGUCAUGGAUGACCCUCAGCCCUCUUCCUCAAAGAAGCCCUCUGGUCAGCCCAUCUCCCAGUCUCCCUUGUCCCCCAUGUUAAAUGGAGGGGGGCGCUUCCUUCUCUCACCCCCAACGAGCCCUGGUGCUAUGUCUGUGGGCUCCAGCUAUGAGAAUACCUCCCCUCUCUCUCCUCUCUCUCCUCUCUCAUCCCCAUCAGCUGCCAGCAGUGGCAGCUACAACAGUCCAUCUCCGAGUGGUUGUCAGGACCAGCUUCACACACUUCCUCCUGUACCAGUGAGGUCUUCUAGUUACAAUUUCACCAGCCAGCCACCCAUACCUCAGCCACGGACCAUACUGCCAAGCUAUUCUGGUGGGAACAGUGAGUCAAAGGUGUCUGAGAGUCCCAGACUCCAGCGAAAGGCUCUUUUAGAAGCACCGCCAAGCCCAAAGCCAAGUCGUAAGGGGUUGAACCAAGACAGCUCGGUGGCUAAAACCCCAGACAGCCCCAUACAGACUCACAGUCUGCCUGCAGUCUCAAUCUCUACUGCUCCGACUGAUUACCCAUCUGUCAGUCGGGUUCUAGUUCCAGGCAGUCCCAGACUGACCCCCAAAUUCUUCACUGCAUCCCCAUUCUCCUCACCUUCUAGCCCUAGAAACAAAACUGCCAUUGUUCUGCAGGAUCGGUCAUCAAGUCCUCAGCCUCAGCCAGAUCGCUCCUUGACCUCUAGCCCUUCUAACCAACUCUCCCCACCCUCACGAUCUUUCCAGCCCCCUUUGGACCCCAUUGUCCACAUCAUUCAGGGUGGACCUCCACAGCCACAUCCUCGCACAUUGCAGCCUCCAGAAAGUCCGCGGCUGGCCCGCAGGAACCUUGAAGGGAGUAGCAUGAGGGAGCUUCCCCCUCUAAGCCCCUCCAUAGCUCGCAGGGGGGUUCCUGUGCUCCCCGGAGCUCUACCAGGAACCCUGCGGACUCCAGAGAGUCCAUCCCCAAGAAUGGUGCCAGAAAGUCCCAGACUCAGGCGGAAAGCAGGGUCUCCUACAGAAGAACCAUUCAGCCCUCGUGGGAUGCGUGCUCGUAGUCCUUCACCUACUUCUGGACUGAUGGGGGAAGGCAGUGGAUGGAAGGAUAGUUUUGGGAACUCGCUCUCUUCUGCCUUUAGCCUGGGUUCUCUGCCUGGGUCAUCGCCCCGAUCCAGUCCCAGGAGCCACAGAAAGAUGUCAGCAGGCCACAGGGACCUCCGGAUGCCUCACCCAGGUAUGAGGGAGCGCAAAAAUAGCAUCUCAGAGAUCAGCGACAACGAGGAUGACCUUCUGGAGUACCACAGGCGCCAAAGAGAAGAACGACUCAGAGAGCAAGAAAUGGAGAGGCUGGAACGGCAGCGGCUGGAAACAAUCUUGAACCUCUGCGCCGAGUAUAACAAGGGUGACGGGCCGGCGGGAGAUCUGGGGCUUGGCUCAAGGGACCAGCUUAAUGUCAGACAUCCUUCUUUGGACAGUGUGAGCAGUGCUUCCCUAAGGGUGACGCAGAGACAUCGUGGAAGCCGAGAGGAGAGCCUGAAGGAGGACAGCAAUAGCACUGAGAGUGCACAGCAGGACCGACGGACCCCACCAGCUCUGCUAAAUGGACAAAAUGGACAGGCAGAGGACUCUCUGGGAUCGGGCAGCAUUGGCCGUCUGGAACUGGGAUACCUGGAGGAGGAGCGGGUUCGAGUGCUGGCAAAGGUAGAUGAGCUCAAAGCUCGAAUCACAGAACUGGAGCAGCAACUUCAAGAGUCCAAACAGGAGGCGGAAAUGGAAAGAGCUCUUCUGCAGGGAGAGAGACAGGCCGAGCUGGAGCACAUUGAGGCUGAGACAGAGAUUAUCAACCAGCUACAGCGCAAACUCAGUGAACUGGAGAGCACCAUUCAGAGAGAGAAAGACAAGGAGAGGGCUAAUGUUGACGCAGAGCGGGAAGCCCUGGAAAGGCUUCAGGAUGAGUACAAUGAGUUGACGAGCCAGCUUCAUAACUGCCCUGAGUCUCUGAGGGAGCAGUUACAGGAACAACUCAAGAGGGAAGCUGAGACCCUUGAGGCUGCGACUAAGCAGUUUGAGGACCUGGAGUUCCAGCAGUUAGAGAAGGAGAGCAGUCUAGAAGAGGAGCGCGAGACCAUCAGCCAGCAGCUGCUGCAGGACAGAGCUCAGUACCACAGCAGCAUCACCAAAAGAAAGGAAAAAGUUGCAUCAUUGGAAAGCCAGGCCAGUCAGCUGGGAAUACAGGCCACUCAGGAGUGUGAGAGACUGGCUAAGGACAGAAGUUUGACCUUGCAACUGCUACAGAAGGAAAAGGAAAGGCUGGCCAGCCUGGAGAGAAGAUACCAGAGCUUAACUGGUGGAAAAACGUUCCCCAAAAGCUCCAACACUAUAAAAGAGGAGUAUGUGACCGUCGGCCAAUUACACCAGAUCUAUGGGAUGCCGAAGGUGGAGUCUUCCCCUACCUCACCCAUCCAAUUACUUCAGUCUUCUCUCGCAGACUCCGCCUUCUCCUACCUCCCCUCCCCUCACGGCUCCUCCCUCUCUCUCUCCUUCGAGCGUCAGUCGGACUGGGGCAGGCCUCAGAUGCCCGCUCUAAAUUUAGAGCACUGGUACCCUCCUCUUCCCCUCUCGGCUAAAGCUUUCUCAUCACGCAAGCCUGUGCAGGUGUACCGCUUUCGACUGGACAGUGAUACCAGCCAAUCAUCACUGAGACCAAAAAUCAGCGCUGGUCUGUCCCCCACAUACACUACGGCUACACUGGGACGCAACACUCCCACCAGGAGUCCUCUGAUGGUAGCCAACAGCACCGGGAGUCUCCCACGCAACCUGGCAGCCACCCUUCAGGACAUUGAGACCAAAAGGCAGCUGGCUCUUCAGCAAAAAGAAUUCUUGCCCUCCAUGUUUGAGUCAUCCUCCAGUACGGACAGUCCCACAGGCCAGCAAGUGAUUGAGGAGCAGCGGAGACGUUUGGCCGAGCUGAAGCAGAAAGCUGCAGUAGAGGCUCAGUGCCAGUGGGAGGCGCUCCAUGGCUCUCAAACGCAGAUCAACAGUCCCUUUUGUUCAACCUCGGGGCCAGUCGUGCAUCACUCCAUCCUGCACCACACGGCGCCCUCUUCUGGGGAACAGCCUUAUGACACCCUCAGCCUGGAGAGCUCGGACAGCAUGGACACAAGCAUCUCCACUGGAAACAACUCGGCCUGCUCUCCUGACAACAUGUCCAGGUUCAACAUUUCCAUUGCCAGUUGUAUGGAUGCGUUGAAGAUUGAGGAGAUGGAGAAGAUGUUAAAAGAGGCACAACUGGAGAAAGCUCGACUCAUAGAGUCCAGAGAACGAGAGACUCAUACCCGUAAACUCAUGCUAGAGGAGGAGAGAAGAAGAAGAGAGGAGGCGGAGAAGAGACUGAAGGAGGAGACGAUACAUAGAGAGCAGCUGAUAGAGAAGGAGGUGAAGAUGAGGGCCAAAAACUUCUCUCAGGCCCGUCCGAUGACCCGAUACCUUCCCAUUCGCAAAGAGGAGUUUGACCUCCGUUCCCACAUCGAGUCCUCAGGUCACAGCGUGGAUACGUGCUACCACGUGAUUCUCACCGAAAAGAUGUGCAAGGGCUAUCUUGUCAAGAUGGGAGGAAAGAUCAAAUCCUGGAAGAAGCGCUGGUUCGUCUUUGAUCGCCUUAAAAGGACGUUUUCCUAUUACGCCGAUAAGCAUGAGAGCAAAUUGAAGGGCGUCAUCUACUUCCAGGCUAUCGAGGAGGUUUACUACGAUCACCUGCGCAGUGCCACAAAGAAAGGAUUUUUCAAUCUGAAUUUGGCAAACAGCCCCAACCCCUCCCUGACCUUCUGCGUGAAGACCCACGACAGACUGUAUUACAUGGUGGCCCCGUCCGCAGAGGCCAUGAGGAUAUGGAUGGAUGUAAUAGUGACAGGAGCCGAGGGCUACACGCAGUUCAUAAACUGAGACAGAACCCACUGCUGCUCGCUGACCAACGCUUCAAUACGGAAACCAUUCGGCAGGGAGACAUCAAAUGACCCAGACCUGUUAUUCCCAACGAGAGGAAAAACUUGAUUUUGUUACUUCCUUUUUUUCUUCUUCUUCUCGUGUUUCCUGAAGAUGUUAUAUAUUCACUCAGAUGCACAGACAGAUAUCCACCAGAGGCUUUCCACAUCUGAUUGAAAAAGGGAGAAGACGAAAAGCCCCGGUGAACCAAACCUGCAGGUGGUGGCUCACUCACCUUCGAAGAAAAUGCCUUUUUGCCGUCAGAGAUAUUUUUCAGUUGCAGUUCGGUUUAUUUUGUCUCGAUGUGGAGAAACGUGACUUUCAUUGGUAAAGUUUGUCCCACGAUUUGUAAAAAUGCCAAAUGCCGUCAAGCCAUUCUGGAAUAGUAUUGUGCUAAAUACUUGAUGGGAUUGACUGACACGAAAUGACUAGAGAAUAUAAAUGAACUACAUUACAUUUAAAUGAUGAUUUAAAUUAAAUGGAGCAUUACACUCGCAUUUAAAGGUCACAGAAACAAAGACUUAAUUCACCAAAGCUCACCUACCAGCUCAGGAGUCUAUAUUUAUUGUAGAGGUACAUCAGCGACUCCUGUCCAACUUUAUCCCACUGUGUCUCUGUGUUCCCAGCUCAUUCUUUUAGAUGCAGAACCACAAAUGCAUGCACACACACACACACACACACACACUAUUUGCCAAGUCCUGACAACUUGAUCUUGUGAUUUGGCUCCCUAGGGAGGCAGCCAUCACCUAUCACUGCCAGCCUACGAGAGUUUGGAAUAGUUGCCACAAACAGGAGAAAAAGAAACAACAUCAUAAUCAUGCAGUGCCUUGAUAAUGACCCAUAUUUGUCACUUUUAGCAUCUCAAUUGUUACACUAGUGAAAAAUAGCUGGAAUAGUAGUCUUAAGGUGCGGCCACAUUAAUGAAAUUUUGAGAUUAAAAAAAAAGUUGAUUGUCAGUUGUACACAGCUCACACAGAAGUCACGUUCUAAACAAGCAAGUUUUCUUGGUUUCUGUUGGUCAUUGCAGUGAAUGUGAUUGUUUAUCAUUUUAUUUGAUAUUUCUGUUUUGGAAAAUCUUUUGUCAUCAUCGAAAUUCCAGAUUGCAUGGAUGCCUAUUGAGAUUCACCUUGAUUUCACCUGCGAAAAUUCACAAAACAACAGUAAAUUUGUGCAAAUUUUGUGAAAAUUACACAGGCAAAAAAAAUUACAUUUAACUGUCUAUUAUCAAUAGUGUAGCAGUGUUGGUCAUCACGGUGAAUUCACUUGGCCAAGAUUCGAAAUCUGGAUUGGGAAGCCUCUCGCCGUCAUGCGAAUUAAAAUCCCAAUUUUAAUCCCAAUUAAAAUUUGCCUGGAUUUCGCAUGCGAAAAUUCACUGACCAACAGUCAAUUAUUAAAAGGUUUGUGAAAAUUUCUAGGCUGUCAAUAGUGUAGUGACAUAUGAAGUACAGUUCACACAGAAGUCAUUUUCAAACCAGAUAGCUUUAUGUUUGUUGAAUUCGUGUGACCAUCUGAACCCGUGGCGAAAUCUGAAUGAGAAAUCGUUCAGUUACGCAACGUUCCCAAAUACAUGGAUGCUUAUUGAAAUGACUGGAUUAUUACAGCAGAUUUAUGUUGGCUGAACUCCCAAGACCUUGUGAACCUGUUGCGAAAUCUGGGCAGGGUAAUCUUUCAUCAUCACACAAAAUUUCAGAACAUGUGGAUUCAUAUCGAAAUGACUGGAUUUCACCUUAAAAAAUUCACAGAGCAACAAUAAAUGUGACCGCACCUUUAUUCCAUGAUACAUAGUGGGUUUUACUGUUUGAAGAGAUUGUGAACAAACACGUACAGUAAUAAAAAAUAAAAAGUGACCUAUUUAAAUCAGUCCGAUACUGCUUCAAUACAAUUUAAGAAGCUAUUUAAAGCGUUUAGUAGCUGUUCAAGUAUUAUUGAUGUUUUGCAGGCCUUUGGAGAAUAUAAAAUGUUUAUUUAUGAUUAGCGAUUUUACAGCUACAACACUGUUAAAAAUGACCAACGUGUUCUACUUUCUCCCAAACCAAACUGUAUGUUCAAAUGCAAUCUACAGAGAAUUGAAAUCAACAUGAAUAAGUGGUCUUCAUUAUGCGUGUAAGAUGUCUCGAGUACUAUCACAGAACUAGGUGAAAACGGUGUUGUAAAAUGUUGAACAUAAAUACACUCAACGGUUUUCCUUA
Molecule: messenger RNA, 8599 nt
Organism: Carassius gibelio (silver crucian carp)
Lineage: Eukaryota; Metazoa; Chordata; Actinopteri; Cypriniformes; Cyprinidae
Product: pleckstrin homology-like domain family B member 1
Exons: 25
Coding region: 1809-6371 (1520 amino acids)
Biological process (GO): regulation of microtubule cytoskeleton organization
Cellular component (GO): basal cortex
Molecular function (GO): protein binding
Source: RefSeq, a predicted model, not a curated record